Messenger RNA from Colletotrichum abscissum, 273 nucleotides. Its product is annotated as CHCH domain-containing protein. Bases 1 to 273 code for a protein of 90 amino acids. The record is from RefSeq and is a predicted model, not a curated record. Gene Ontology annotation, cellular component: mitochondrial small ribosomal subunit. The transcript is spliced from 2 exons. Gene Ontology annotation, biological process: mitochondrial translation. Lineage: Eukaryota; Fungi; Ascomycota; Sordariomycetes; Glomerellales; Glomerellaceae. Gene Ontology annotation, molecular function: structural constituent of ribosome.
AUGCCGCAAAAACCGAUGCGCCUGCCACCUGUCAAGGUCCUCCGUGUUCGUAACCCCAACGGCAAGGUAGAGCAGCCUUGCAUGCAGGUCAUGACCUCAGUUCUUGCAUGCUGGGCCUCAGCAGGGUACAACACCUCUGGCUGCGCCGCCCUCGAGAACGCCCUGCGCGGCUGCAUGGAUCAGCCCAAGAAGCCCAAGGAGCCUUCGUCCACCGUCAACUACCACCUCGGCCGUAUGUACGACAAGAUGAUUCCCCACUCCAAGGGCAAAUAA